This is a messenger RNA of Melanaphis sacchari, 795 nucleotides long. RefSeq names its product protein-lysine methyltransferase METTL21D-like. NCBI's taxonomy places the organism in Eukaryota, Metazoa, Arthropoda, Insecta, Hemiptera, Aphididae. Gene Ontology annotation, molecular function: protein-lysine N-methyltransferase activity. The transcript has 3 exons. Bases 114 to 749 code for a protein of 211 amino acids. Gene Ontology annotation, cellular component: cytoplasm; cytosol. Gene Ontology annotation, biological process: peptidyl-lysine methylation. The record is from RefSeq and is a predicted model, not a curated record.
UGUCUUUACAUGUUUACUUUACAUGUAUCUGUCUAGUGUCUACUUGUUAGAGUCGACCUAUUUGCAUGUACCUACUUUUGAAUUUUUUUAUUACACCGAGCCAAUGUUAAGUCAUGGACACGAACGCUUAUUAUAGACAUUUCGAUUUGGAAUCAAUUAAUGUCACAUUACGAUUUUGCCAACAAGAAUAUGGAGAUGUCAACUGUGUCGUGUGGGACGCGUCCAUAGUGUUGGCCAAGUAUUUAGAAACUUUGUUCCUGAAGAACAAUAAAACAUUCGAAUCUAAGAGAGUGAUUGAAUUGGGUUCAGGAUUAGGGUGCGUUGGCCUGACUGCUGCAUGCUUCGGUGCAAAUGUCAAACUGACAGAUUUACCAGAAAAUUUACAGCAAUUAAAACAAAAUGUUGAUGAAAACACAUCUUGGUUAAAAGGUAGUGUUGAAACUGUUGCAUUAAAAUGGGGCACCACAUUUGAGUCAGAGCCAUUUGAUUAUUUGUUGAUGGCAGAUUGCAUUUAUUAUCCAGAAGUAGUGGAGGCAUUGGUGAAAACUAUGACUGAGUUGACUGCACCUAACACAGUAAUAUUAAUAUGCCAAGAACUUAGAGAAACUGAAAAACAAAAAAGCACAUGGAAAAUGUUUUUAAACUUAUUGGUUGAACACUUUGAGGUAUCAUAUGUUCCGGAAGAAGAACAACAUCCAAUUUUUAGGAGUUCUGAUAUAAUAUUAAUUAACGCAAAAAAAAAAUUAUAGUGAAAUAAUCGUUUAAUAUAAGCAAAAUCUUUGACUGAUCUUAAUA